Salarias fasciatus (jewelled blenny) is the source of this 2520-nucleotide messenger RNA. RefSeq names its product 7-methylguanosine phosphate-specific 5'-nucleotidase-like. The transcript has 10 exons. Gene Ontology annotation, molecular function: magnesium ion binding; 5'-nucleotidase activity. The record is from RefSeq and is a predicted model, not a curated record. Lineage: Eukaryota; Metazoa; Chordata; Actinopteri; Blenniiformes; Blenniidae. Bases 152 to 1105 code for a protein of 317 amino acids. Gene Ontology annotation, cellular component: cytoplasm.
CACCGGAGGAAGCCUCGGCCGGAUUCAUUAGCGGGUUUUAUUUAUUAAACAAAGUCAAUAUUUUUUGACACAUUUGUAAUUAACUAGUUAACGUAAUGCGCCGCUGACGGCUGUCGGUCUGUCGGUUAACGCGUCGCUGCUCCGGUGAAAAAUGGUGUACCACGUUCCCUGGAUCUACACUCCGGUUCGGACCAUCUUGGCAAUCUGGCACCAGCUGACUAAAACUGAGAUCCCGGAGCUGACCAAAUGUUCAGUCCUGAUGAGGGAACGCAGCAGAGUGGAGGAGAUGAUUCACGCCAUGCAGCGAGCGGGAGCGGGGAGUCUUCAGGUCAUCUCAGACUUCGACAUGACGCUGACCAGGUUCGCUCACAACGGCCGGAGAGUUCCCACCACCCACAACAUUCUGGAUAACCGGUUGUUGAUUAGUGAAGACUGUGCUAAAAAAAUGAAGGAUCUGUUGAACACCUACUAUCCUGUAGAGAUUGAUGCCAGUCGGAGUACGGAGGAGAAGCUGCCUCACAUGGUUGAUUGGUGGACUAAAGUCCAUGAGCUGCUGAUUCAGCAGAAGAUCAGAAAAGACCUGCUGGCCCAGGCGGUGAAGGAAUCCACCGUCAUGCUCAGGGACGGGUAUAAGGAGUUUUUUGACCAUCUAGCCGAACAGCAGGUCCCUCUGCUGAUCUUCUCCGCCGGCGUCGGGGACAUCCUGGAGGAGGUCAUCCAGCAGAACCGCGUCUUCCACCCCAACACCCACGUCAUCUCCAACUACAUGGACUUCGACCACGCGGGUGUGCUGCAGGCCUUCAAAGGUCAGCUGAUCCACACCUUCAACAAGCGAGAGGGCGCCCUGCGCCGCGCCGCCGGCCUGACGGCGCUGCAGGGCCGGCCCAACGUGCUGCUGCUGGGAGACUCUCUGGGGGACCUGACCAUGGCGGACGGCGUCUCCGAGCCGGAGAACGUCCUGACCAUCGGCUUCCUCAACGACCAGGUGGAGCAGAGAAAAGAGUCGUACGUCAAUUCUUUCGACAUCGUGCUGGUGAAGGACGAGACGAUGGACGUUCCAAACGCCGUCCUCAGACACAUCAUCUCAGGAAGAGACCGGAAGUGAGACGCACGGCGAGAAGCGGGCGCACAUGGAUAGAUUCUCUUCCCAGUGUUCACACGGGAAUCCUCUCUGACCUCAGCGAUGUGGAGAAAGUGUCACAAAACAUUCAGUCAGUGUUUUUUUUCCUUUGGAUUUGCUGUCACACUCAUUCUACCAAAGUUUUAAAGGGAAGAUUUACAGCUUCGCUGUGUUUUUAUACGACCGCCACUUUCUUCUAGAAAUCACCAGACUUUGUAAAAACCCUACCGGGUGUGUCUCUCAUUUCCAAGCUGUUUGAUGAGUUUCACAGUCCGACUUUUAAUCCUUUGCAGCUGGUUCACAUUUCAGCAAAAACACUCUUCAGUUGAUGUCUUCAUUUUCACCCUGUUUACUGUAUUCUACCUCCUACGAGUACUCUGUAUUGAAGGACUGUGUACAAACACUCAGUGAAUCUCCAGGAAUGCUCCAGUCAGUCUAAAAGCUGCUUCCUCACCGGACUGGCUCUCUGUACAGUGGAGAUGCAUUUACAUUUCUACAGUAAACACAAUACUGUACUGGUUCCUCAAAAUAAGAGGAAACUCUUUAGAUCUAGAUAGAUAGAUGGAUAGAUUUCCUAAGAUUUUCAGCUAGAUUAAUACAAUUUUUAUGUAGUUUUAGUUGUAAAACACACAGCAGCCUUCGACAAGUUGGAAUUUCGCUUAUUUGUCUGCUUUUUAAAUGUUGCUAAUCACAGUGAUUCCUUUCUGUAAACUCAUUAGCACUUUUUUGUUUGAUGUGUUCUUAUUCUGAAAGCUACUCAGAAAGGAAACUUGAGGAUUUGUAGCUCAGGAUCACCUGAAACUGUAUCAGAUAAAAGUGAUGUUAUAUUUUAUCUCAUUUCAGUUCCGUUUAAUCUUUAAAGCUCCAAACCGGUAAAAUAGUGUCAGAAUAAACUUUAAAUGUUCUUGGUGGCUUGGUGGGCUGGAUAGGAUCCUCUCCCGGGCUGACUUGGGGCCACGGGCCUGGUGUUUGACACCCCGUUGCAUUUAAAUGCAUUCGCUUCAUCGCUGUGUAUUUGUUUUGGAUAUCAGUGUUAUAUUGGCAUGAUUUCCAUGUUUUUUUUUCUUUUUAAAUUGAACAAACGAGUCAAACAUUUCAACAGUUCUACAUCCUAAAUAAUGUAACUUUGACGGCAGGAAGUUUCCAUCAGACCUGCAAAAACGGAGCCGUUUGGCUUUUAAGAGGCAGUAAACAAACACAGCUUUCCCGUUUCUUACAAACGUUUUAAUUCCCGUGACUUGUGGGGACAUUAAAGGUGCUUUUGGUCAACAAUCACACAGCGUAAAACUCCACAGAAGAUUUCUUUGCACUGUUGCCUCGUCAGUUCAAAAGACUGUCUGUCUGAUGGUGAUGUGGAGAACAUUAAACCUUUGGUGCUGCGAAGCAGAAGUCUCACUUUG